This is a messenger RNA of Eubalaena glacialis (North Atlantic right whale), 926 nucleotides long. It is a transcript of the gene ARL11, whose product is annotated as ADP ribosylation factor like GTPase 11. Gene Ontology annotation, cellular component: cytoplasm. The transcript has 2 exons. The record is from RefSeq and is a predicted model, not a curated record. Gene Ontology annotation, biological process: intracellular protein transport; vesicle-mediated transport. Lineage: Eukaryota; Metazoa; Chordata; Mammalia; Artiodactyla; Balaenidae. The coding region runs from base 141 to 728 and encodes 195 amino acids. Gene Ontology annotation, molecular function: GTPase activity; GTP binding.
CAAAAAGGGAGAACCGGCCACAGUCACUGUACUCGUUUCCCAUCUCGCUCUCAGGACUGAAGGCAGCCGCAGGUGGAAGACCACCACAAAGGGGGAGCUUUCGGCCGCAGCCCAACACUGAGGGUCUGGCAGUGGCCCCCAUGGGGUCUGCGAACUCCCGAGGUCACAAGGCGGAAGCCCAGGUGGUGAUGAUAGGCCUGGACUUGGCCGGCAAGACCACGCUCCUGUACAAACUGAAGGGCCACCAGCUGGUGGAGACCCUGCCCACCGUGGGUUUCAACGUGGAGCCUCUCGAAGCCCCUGGGCACGUGCCUCUGACCCUCUGGGAUGUCGGGGGGCAGAGCCAGCUCAGGGCCAGCUGGAAGGACUACCUGGAGGGCACGGACGUCCUCAUGUACGUGCUGGACAGCACAGACGAAGCCCGCUUGCCCGAGGCGGUGGCUGAGCUCACCGAGGCCCUGGACGACCCCCACCUGGCCAGCGUGCCCCUCCUGGUGCUGGCCAACAAGCAGGAGGCACCCCACGCCCUGCCGCUGCCUGAGAUCAGAGACAGGCUGGGCUUGCACAGGUUACAGGGGCGCUGCUGGGAGCUGCAGGGCUGUAGCGCCCUCACCGGAGAGGGGCUGCCCGAGGCCCUGGAGAGCCUGAGGCGCCUCCUGAAAUCCCGCAACCACUGUAACUCCAGGUCAGCACAGGGGGCGGGCUGUGGGGAGAGCCGGAAGCCUUGACCCAGGCAGAGCAGCCUGUCUUCUUCGCUCAUGUGGAUUGGAAGACCAGCUAAUCCUGGAGAAUCUCAAAUUCAGUUUAUCAAACAAGGAAUCCCCCUGCGCUCGGACAGCAUAUUUUCUUCUUGGGACUUAUUGUCACCGGUGUUUGUGUUGAAAAUCAACUAUUCUUUGAAUAAUGAUACUCUGAGGGAAAAAACA